Molecule: messenger RNA, 1159 nt
Organism: Impatiens glandulifera
Lineage: Eukaryota; Viridiplantae; Streptophyta; Magnoliopsida; Ericales; Balsaminaceae
Product: 26S proteasome non-ATPase regulatory subunit 14 homolog
Exons: 6
Coding region: 102-1031 (309 amino acids)
Biological process (GO): proteasome-mediated ubiquitin-dependent protein catabolic process; protein deubiquitination
Cellular component (GO): proteasome regulatory particle, lid subcomplex
Molecular function (GO): proteasome binding; metallopeptidase activity; protein binding
Source: RefSeq, a predicted model, not a curated record
CCAUUGAUACUCAUAUUUCGGAUCGUUCUUGUCUUGCUCCUAAAGAAAUUGAGUUGUUACAAGGAGUAUAAUCUAGAAGAAGAAGAAGAAACUAGUUGAGUAUGGAGAGAUUGCAAAGAAUGUUCGCCGGCGCCGGAGGUCCGUUGGGCCACCCACCACCAGAUUCGCCCACCCUUGACUCGUCUGAACAAGUUUACAUCUCAUCACUUGCUCUACUGAAAAUGCUCAAACACGGGAGAGCAGGAGUUCCUAUGGAAGUCAUGGGUUUGAUGUUAGGAGAAUUUGUUGAUGAAUACACUGUCCGUGUUGUGGAUGUUUUUGCUAUGCCACAGAGUGGUACUGGUGUAAGUGUUGAAGCCGUUGAUCAUGUCUUCCAGACGAACAUGCUUGAUAUGCUCAAACAAACUGGAAGACCUGAAAUGGUGGUUGGUUGGUACCAUUCGCAUCCUGGAUUUGGUUGUUGGCUGUCUGGUGUUGAUAUUAAUACCCAACAGAGUUUUGAAGCUUUAAAUCAGCGGGCUGUGGCAGUGGUGGUGGAUCCCAUACAAAGUGUGAAGGGAAAGGUGGUUAUUGAUGCUUUCCGAUUAAUUAAUCCACAAACUAUGAUGCUUGGACAAGAGCCAAGGCAGACAACAUCAAACCUUGGGCAUCUUAAUAAACCUUCCAUUCAAGCAUUAAUACACGGGUUGAAUAGGCACUACUACUCAAUAGCAAUUAACUACAGGAAGAACGAACUUGAGGAAAAGAUGCUACUGAACCUCCAUAAGAAGAAAUGGACUGAUGGGUUAACACUCCAAAAGUUUGAUACCCAUUCCAAAACCAAUGAGCAAACUGUUCAGGAGAUGUUGAGUUUGGCAAUUAAAUACAAUAAGGCAGUGCAAGAAGAGGAUGAGCUUUCGCCAGAAAAGCUAGCGAUUGCGAAUGUAGGAAGGCAGGAUGCGAAGAAACAUCUAGAAGAACAUGUCUCCAACUUAAUGUCUUCCAACAUUGUCCAGACAUUGGGCACCAUGUUGGAUACAGUAGUCUUCUAAUUCAAGUACUUUGUUUCUUAUGUGUUGUUUUUCUAUCUUGCAAUUAUGAAUUUAUUCGCUGCCGAAAUGAUUUUUUUCCCUUAUGAACUAUAUAUUGAUCGAUCGGAAUACAAUGUUUUAUCGUCACU